AUGCAAUUGCAAACGACAACAGCUUUACCCACCCCACGCGAACCUGUUCAUGUCGUAAACACGCCAAGAGAACCCGUUUUCCCGGCAGAUAGUCAUCGAACAUCGACGUUCGCAGCAAUGUCGCGUCUUCCUGCCUCGGUAGCACCGUUAUGGCCCUGGCCGGGUAAGGCAAUCAACGCGAGACCCGAGCCGUCUAUUUCAACGGUAGAUGGUUGUGCGGAGCUGCCGACUGAUUCCGUGUCAUGUGCGACAAGACCUACGCGACAUCCUGAAUGCAGCCGGUUUGUGUGUCCCGAAGUGCACUGUGGCAAGCGCUUUCCACGCUCAUUCGCACUGCGGCGUCAUAUGCGCAUCCACACAGGGACGAGGCCCUAUGUUUGCGACUAUUACGGCUGCACGCAGCGGUUUAAUACAUCUGGGAACCUCAGCCGCCACAAGCGCAUCCACAGCGGCGAACGUCCGUAUCCCUGCAGCGUUGAGACGUGUAACAAGCGCUUCAACACGAGUACGAAACUCAAGCGGCAUAUGCGCGUCCAUUAUCCGGACGAACAAAACCUCUUUCGGUGUGCAGAGCCUGCAUGUGCGUGGACCUGUGCCAAUUACAAAGAGUACGUCCAGCAUCAAAAUCUGCACGCAACUGGUCACGAAAAGUGUACCGACGCUUCGAACGAGUCAAUGACGAUUGACGACAGUAAUCGAUCGGACACUGUCAACUCCGAGAAGGAAACAUUGGCGUGUGCCGCUUCUGCCGCGCCCAUGGAUGUGAUGCACUCACGCUCUGAGCCCCAUCAUAUCGAAGUUCCGCUACAAAUGUCGCUUUCAGCUGAAAAGGAGGACUCUAGCCGGCAUGAUGGUGCUCACGAGAUCUUAAAUGUGGCCGCUACUAAUAGAUUGGCAGCGCAACGUAUGAUGCAUGAGAGUAUGCUACAUCAAGUUGAAGGCAGCGACUGUCGCCGAAUGAAAGACGCGUUCGUAUUACCGCACAAGUCGUUCAUGGAUGAUCUGGCGUCGCCUCAAGCGGCACUGUGUCUGCCUUUUCCCACCCAUUCCUUUCCAUCGGAGACCGACGGCGCGCCUCGCAGCACUUUGCUACGGCCAACUAUUUACGCUGCGCCGAUGGAAUCGUAUCGAUAUUGCAGCUCUGUGGCAUCAAGCAGGCAAAUCGAGAUAACAACGUCGAUUGACUGGAACUACGCCCCAGUGAGCUGCUACACUUCGAUCCAGGCACCGUGCUCGGCAUAUCUUCGAGGUGGUGGAACUAACGUGCGUGCGCGAUCGUACCAGCCAGCAUCAAGGACGUCGACGGCAAUCAUGUCUACGUCAGAUCAGCAGUACACGCAUCCAGUCAGGCAUGGAGACAUGGACCCAUGCGACUUCUCUUCGCCACAGGGCGGACGGCAGUUACCGCUGUAUAUACGCAUGCACUCGCAGGUGAUAGCUGGCUACAGAGGUAUUUCCAUGCCGCCUGAGUUUACGGGCGAGGAGCUUAGAGCUGUGCUCGAGUUGGUGAAGGAUUCGUGA
Hyaloperonospora brassicae is the source of this 1521-nucleotide messenger RNA. The record is from the annotation of a GenBank genome assembly. Lineage: Eukaryota; Oomycota; Peronosporomycetes; Peronosporales; Peronosporaceae.